GGAAAGAGGGGCGACAGGGAAUCCCAGAAAAGGAGAAACGUAACCUUCUGUCGCUGCAUUUCAGGAAGUCUUGGAUGACUGAGUGAAACGAAAUAGUGGGAAGUGGUUGUAGAAGACGCGCGCGCGCGUGGAGUGAUGUUUACAGGAGAGGACAGGCGAAUCAGCAGCGAGCAGCUCAACUCCACCACGGCGCGCUCACCCUCCCCUCCAUCCCUGACGUAAAAAAAAAAAAAAAUCCGCUUGUUUUCGCGGAGCUCCGGAUUCGCGUCGCUCUUUUGUCAUCACAAGCGCAAAGCACUUUCUUGUGCAAACAGAGGCUGAACCCGGCGUCCCCCCAUUCCCCCUCCCUCCAGGGAUCGUUGUUUUGUUUUUUAAGGAGGCCUCAGCAGCUGGACAGGCACCGUGGCGCGCGGACCUCUGGCAAAAUGUCAAGGAUGCUCCGAGAAGGACCUGACUGCGCAUCAUGAGGUAGACGGCAUGUCUGACAACAGAGGAGGAGGACGAGGAGGAGGAGGACACACGGGAAGCUGAAGCUGAAGACAGCGUCCCCUUUCUAACAACCUCAUGGACAUGUGUGGGUUUCUGUGACACGGACCUCCGUCUGCACCGUGCGCCUUUUUGUGGGGGCGCGGGUUUGUUGCUCGUCGGGUGUGAACUGGAAUGCUGGAGCCCCACCGACCGKCUCUAAACACCGAUUCUAAAGAGUCACAGGACCACUUUGGUUGGAAGGGAGCCCCUCCUGUUAGGAGCMCCGCAGCUCCCUACUGGACCUCGCCAUGGAUGACUCGGGGAUAAUAAGACGCAGGAGGCUGCAGGAUUUGCCGUUGCCUCGUAAAAACAGCAGUUGUCGAACGAGCAACAGGAAAAGCCUGAUCCUGACGACCACGUCUCCCACGCUGCCUCGCCCUCACUCCCCCCUGCCCCUCCCUGGACACCUCGGAAGCAGCCCCCUGGACAGCCCCCGAAACUUCUCCCCAAGCAACCCUGCACACUUCUCCUUUGCCUCCUCCAGAAGGGCGGAUGGGAGACGAUGGUCUUUAGCAUCUUUGCCCUCUUCUGGAUAUGGCACAAACACUCCCAGCUCAACGUCCUCCAGCUCCUCUCAGGAGCGGCUGCACCAGCUGCCCUCCCAGCCCACCAUGGACGAGCUCCACUUCUUAUCCAAGCACUUUGGCAGCACAGAGAGCAUCCCAGACGACGAUGGGGGCCGCUGCUCCCCCCACAUGCGCCCACGCUCCCGCAGUCUCAGCCCAGGACGCUCCUCCGCCUGCUAUGAUAAUGAGAUAGUGAUGAUGAACCACGUGUACAAAGAACGCUUUCCAAAGGCCACAGCACAGAUGGAGGAGAGGCUGUCUGAGUUCAUCCAGGCUUUCUCUCCGGAGAAUGUUCUACCAUUGGCUGACGGUGUGCUCAGCUUCAUCCAUCACCAGAUCGCUGAGCUGUCCAGAGACUGCCUGGCCAAAUCCCGCGAGGGCCUCAUCACCUCCGUCUACUUCUUUGAGCUGCAGGAGAAUCUGGAGAAGUUGCUUCAUAAUGCAUAUGAGCGCUCUGAGAGCUCUGAGGUAGCCUUCGUCACAGAGCUGGUGAAAAAGCUCCUCAUCAUCAUCUCCCGACCUGCACGGCUUUUGGAGUGUCUGGAGUUUAACCCCGAGGAGUUUUACCAUCUUCUGGAGGCAGCGGAGGACCACGCCAAGGAGGGUCACCUGAUGAAAACGGACAUUCCUCGUUACAUUGUCAGCCAGCUGGGACUCACCAGAGACCCGCUUGAAGACAUGGUGAACCUGGACAGCUAUGACAGCGAGGGACCGGUCACACCUGAGACAGAUGACUCCACAGAAGGUAAAAUUCAAGCAAUGAAACCACCGGGAGAGGCAGACUUUCAGACCAUCAAGCUGAUCAGUAAUGGUGCAUAUGGUGCUGUGUACUUGGUGCGUCACUUGGAGACGCGCCAGCGGUUUGCCAUGAAGAAGAUCAACAAGCAGAACUUGAGCCUGAGGAACCAGAUCCAGCAGGCCUUCGUGGAACGAGACAUCCUCACCUUCGCCGAAAACCCCUUCGUCGUCUCCAUGUUCUGCUCCUUCGAAACCCGGCGGCACCUCUGCAUGGUCAUGGAGUACGUAGAAGGUGGUGACUGUGCUACUCUGUUGAAGAACAUCGGGGCUCUGCCUGUGGAAAUGGCACGCAUGUACUUCGCAGAAACAGUCCUAGCACUCGAGUACUUACACAACUACGGCAUUGUGCACCGAGACCUCAAACCCGACAACCUCCUGAUAACCUCGAUGGGCCACAUCAAGCUGACUGACUUUGGUCUGUCUAAGAUAGGACUAAUGAGCCUGACCACCAACUUGUAUGAAGGACACAUUGAGAAGGACACGCGGGAGUUUUUAGACAAACAGGUAUGUGGGACUCCAGAGUAUAUUGCUCCAGAGGUGAUUCUCCGUCAGGGGUAUGGGAAGCCAGUGGACUGGUGGGCGAUGGGCAUCAUCCUGUAUGAGUUCCUGGUGGGUUGUGUGCCAUUCUUUGGGGACACUCCAGAGGAGUUGUUUGGACAGGUCAUUACAGAYGACAUUGUGUGGCCAGAAGGUGAUGAUGCUCUUCCUGUUGACGCGCAGCACCUGAUCUCCUCUCUGCUGCAGACAAAUCCUCUUAUGAGACUGGGCACAGGUGGUGCUUUUGAAGUGAAGCAGCACUCGUUCUUCGCCGAGGUGGACUGGAACAGCCUGCUGAGACAGAAAGCAGAGUUCAUUCCUCACCUGGAGUCAGAGGAAGACACCAGUUAUUUUGACACCCGCUCUGAGCGCUACCAUCACGUCCAGUCGUACGAUGAAGACGACACCAACGAUGACGAGCCUGUGGAGAUGCAUCGCUUCUCGUCCUGCUCCCCUCGCUUCAGCAAGGUGUACAGCAGCAUGGAGCACCUGUCUCAGCUGGAGCACAAACCUCACACUGUGACUCUGCGGGAGCACAAAGUCCCCAGAGAGGACCGGGUGGCCAAGAGAGAAAGCCUGGGAGGAGUCACCCUCAGAGACAAGAGCUGGAGGACCGGUUCUCCUGAGAUGAAGCGCUUAUCCUGCUCCGAGUCUUUCUUCACUGAGAGCGACUCCAGCCCACCAUCAGGGGCCCGCAGACGCUUCUCUGCCCUGAUGGACACRUACCGCUUUGCCUCCCCCUUAGAGCUGGACUCUGAGCUGUUUAUGUCAGCCAAGCAGCCCCCUGUAAGGACCAGAGGUGCUUCCCUGGAAGAUCCAAAAUUGCUGUCGAAAGACGGUAACGGCAUCACUGCAGGAGACAAACAUUUGAGACCUGCUGAUGCAUCGUUGCCUCUGCCAAGUCUGGGACUUCUUGACCCCCAGGGGACCCGCGGGGCCACCACAGACCUGGUGCUGCGGAGGGUCCGACAUCAACAGCUCUCCGUGGAGGGAGAGAAACCAAUCUCAAGACCAGGAACUAAAGUGAUCAAAUCUGCCUCUGCGACGGCGCUGUCUGUCAUCAUUCCAGCAGUCGAGCAACACUCUGCCUCCUCUCUGCCGAGCCCCAUGUCGCCUCGCUCCCUCUCGUCCAACCCCUCGUCUCGUGACUCCUCCCCCAGCCGUGACUUCUGCCCCACAGUGAACGUCCAGCACUCUCCCAUCACCAUCCACCGCUCCGGGAAGAAGUACGGCUUCACCCUUCGGGCUAUUCGGGUCUACAUCGGAGACAGUGAUGUUUACAGCGUGCACCACAUGGUCUGGCAUGUGGAGGAUGGAGGCCCCGCCCAGGAGGCUGGACUUAAAGCCGGUGACCUCAUCACUCACGUAAACGGGGAGUCGGUCCACGGCCUGGUCCACACAGAGGUGGUGGAGCUCAUCCUGAAGAGUGGAAACAAAGUGACGGUCACGACGACUCCCUUCGAGAACACUUCGAUAAAAGUGGGCCCUGCACGCAAGUCCAGCUACAAAUCCAAGAUGGCACGGCGCAGCAAGAGGACAGGAGUCAAGGAGGGACAAGAUAAGAAACGCAGCUCCCUGUUCAGGAAAAUCACAAAGCAGUCCAACCUGCUUCACACCAGCCGGAGCCUCUCCUCUCUGAACCGAUCUCUGUCCUCUGGAGACAGUCUCCCAGGAUCCCCMACCCACAGCUUGUCGGCCCGUUCUCCCACACAGAGUUACCGCUCCACACUGGAAUCCACGUACCUGGGUACGUCGUCUCAGAGCAGCUCCGCGGCGUCGAGCACGCCCAACUCCCCGGCUCCGUCUCACCACAUGAGGCCCAGCUCCCUGCACGGCCUGUCCCCUAAACUCCACCGACAGUACCGCUCCGCUCGCUGUAAGUCCGCCGGCAACAUCCCGCUGUCCCCUCUGGCCCACACCCCAUCCCCGACCACCUCCUCCCCACCGCCUUUCACCGGACACACGGUGGGGAGCUCCAACACCACCCAAACGUUCCCCGCCAAGCUGCACUCCUCGCCUCCCGUCGCUCGCCCUCGGCCCAAGUCGGCCGAGCCGCCCAGGUCCCCCCUGCUGCAGCGGGUGCAGUCCGCAGAGAAGCUAGGGACGCCCGUCCUACCUUCCUCCUCGUCUUCAUCAUCAUCGCCGUCUCCGCUGACGGGUGGGGUGUCUCUGCGGAAGCAUAGCCUGGAGGUGACCCACGGGGACUACAGGAGAGAGUCCUUCCACUGUGAACACAGUCUGCAGAGUUUACUUGAGAUUGAAGGAGAGAACGGACCCGCUCCUCCAUCUCCAUCCUCAUCUUCCUCUCCCUCUCCUCCUUCCGGAGCAGAGAUGGGGGGCCUGAACCAGGUGAGGAGGCUGGGGAGGCAGGAAUCGCCGCUAAGUAGGGACGCGCUCGUAGCAAAUAAGGACAAAGAUAAGAUCACGUCAGCACCUGAGCAUGCCRGGCAAAGUGAGAGGAAGGUUCCCCCAGCAGAGCCUAAGACCAGUGUGGUGGAAACGAGCAAGGCUUCAUCCUCCGCUGCAGUCGGAAUGAAAUCUGCUCCUUCACACAGAGAGACCAAGUCCAGUCUUGGGAGCAAACCUCCAAACGCUUUAAGUUCCGAGGCAGCAGUCGGCCAGAGUAAACCCAGUGAGAAAACCUCAAGUCCAGGUCCAUCCAAGAGCCGGCAGCARGACACCAAGYCRCAGACAGACAGCAGACCUGCAACCAAAGCUCAGGAAAAGGUAGAAGAGAAGGAAAAGGGUGCUGGAGURGGGGACAAAGCUAACUUGCAGUCCAAACAUCGUAAAGGCCCGGAGGUCGGAGAGAAAGGAGGAGUCAGUGGGAGCGAUAAAGCAACUGAAUCUACAAAAACCAAAGGACCUGCACCCUCUGCUCCAGCCCAGGUUCAACCCUCCUCCUCUGCCCGACACCGAGCGGAGCGGCCCGCAGUCAGCAACCGAGGCCCCAGGGAGGAGAGGGCUCACCUGGAGGCCCUGGAAGAGAACCCCGUGUCCCCCUCCUCAGUCUCACCCCCACCCAACAAGUCCAGGCCCAUGUCCCCCGGAGACAAAGCCAGCUUCGUUACGCAGCUCACAAGCGUGGCCAAAACAGUGCUGGGGCCCAUAAAAGGGGCCUCGCAGGAGACAGGCAAGGUGAAAGACACCWCAAAGACAAACGAGGACAGGAAGGGAGGUAAGACAGAGGCCACAUCUGGGGGGGUCCGCCGGGGGGCUCAGGGCUUGGCUUCAGGCAGCGUCGGUACUGCUCACUCUGAUAAAACUCGAAGCUCCAAACACCAUUCGUGACGAAAAGAAUAUCUGGAUAUUGAAGCUGUCCUGUCCCGUGUAAUGCCUUUAACUGUAGCGUCAUACUUAACAUAUCAUGACUUUAUA
Messenger RNA from Austrofundulus limnaeus, 5807 nucleotides. RefSeq names its product microtubule-associated serine/threonine-protein kinase 1. The transcript is spliced from 27 exons. The record is from RefSeq and is a predicted model, not a curated record. Gene Ontology annotation, molecular function: magnesium ion binding; protein serine/threonine kinase activity; protein binding. Lineage: Eukaryota; Metazoa; Chordata; Actinopteri; Cyprinodontiformes; Rivulidae. Gene Ontology annotation, biological process: cytoskeleton organization; peptidyl-serine phosphorylation; intracellular signal transduction. Bases 777 to 5720 code for a protein of 1647 amino acids.